AUAACUAUUGUUAUAAAAUUGUAAUCCUUUAAAUUUAUUAGUAGGUUUAAAGAAAAAAAAGCAUCACAUUUACUGCAGAAAGAACUGGAUUAAUGUCGAUACGUAAAGGUGGUUGGGAGCGAGCGAAGGAGUUCGAGAAGAAAAUGCAUGAUGAAAAUAAACUGUUAAAGAAAAUACCCAAAAUCAAUUCAUUUUUCACUGCCAUGAAAAAGGUUGAUGCUACUAAUAAUAUUACUCUCAAUUCCCUACCAUUUACAUUAACAUCUCAGGUAGGUAUUAAUCACAAGGAAGAGACUGUAAAAAUUGCAUUUGAACUUGGACAUAGUAAAAAAUUUGAAGACGGAGCUGAUACUGGUUCAGGAACCAUUCCCAAUGUUGUUGGGGGUUUUGGUGACAUAACAGAUCAUGUGCGUAACAUGUGCAUCAGCCUUGGAACAAUCCAUUUUCGAAACUUGGCAGAUAGUUAUCCAGAAACAAAGCGGGAAUACAGUGGAGUGAAUUGCUUCCUAAAUUAUAGUGUCUUUAAAUUUUGCCAAUUGGUGAUAUCAGUAGAUUCCACUCUUGAUAUUACUCAUUGUGACCAGCUGACCAUAAUUCUUCGUUAUAUUAAUAUGGUGGAUUACCAGCCAGUGGAGCGUUUUUUGACAUUUAUCAAUAUAUCCAGUUACACAGGACAGAAUCUUGAUGACACACUGCUUCAGUACUUGUCAGAUCAGGACAUCGACUACUAAAAUUGCCGUGGUUAGACAUAUGAUAAUGCUAGCAAUAUGUCUGGUAAAUAUAUUGGCAUGUAACAAAUCCUGAAAAACAAAAACAGUUUAGUGGACUACAUUCCUUGUGCUGCCUACUCGUUGAACCUAGUUGGCCAGUCAGCUGUGGAUUGUUGCGUUGAAGCAUUUUCAUUUUUUAACAUAUUGAAUCGUCU
Molecule: messenger RNA, 925 nt
Organism: Hydra vulgaris (swiftwater hydra)
Lineage: Eukaryota; Metazoa; Cnidaria; Hydrozoa; Anthoathecata; Hydridae
Source: RefSeq, a predicted model, not a curated record